AUUCGCAUGUGUCAAAUUGGAUAGUAAACAAGUUGACAAAUAUGUCAAGAAAUCAUCGCGGGGAUACUAGCAAUGUAAACCAGAAUUAUAAACUGGUUGUUGUAGGUGGAGGUGGUGUAGGCAAGUCGGCUCUCACAAUACAAUUUAUACAGUCCUAUUUUGUGACGGACUAUGACCCAACAAUAGAGGACUCCUAUGCCAAACAGUGUGUGAUUGAUGAUGAGGUCGCGAGACUUGACAUACUGGACACGGCCGGUCAGGAGGAGUUCAGUGCCAUGCGAGAGCAGUACAUGCGGUCCGGAAUGGGGUUCCUUCUUGUAUACUCUGUAACAGAUAAAAGCAGUUUUGAUGAAAUUUAUAAAUUCCACAAACAAAUAUUGAGAGUUAAAGACCGGGAUGAGUUUCCAAUGAUUAUGGUGGGAAAUAAAUCAGAUUUGGACCACCAACGGCAGGUGCCAGUAGAAGAAGCUAAGAAGUUGGCCGAUCAGUUAAAAAUCAGUCACAUAGAAGCUAGUGCCAAAAUGAGAAUGAACGUGGAUCAAGCAUUUUAUGAACUUGUCAGAAAAGUCAGGGUGUUUGAAUUUAAUGAGGGACCACCAGUAAAGGCGAAGACUAAAUCCAAAUCCAAGUGCACAAUAUUAUAAUGAUUACCCAAUUUUUGUAUUAUAUAUAUGUAGAAAAAAGAAGCGAAAAUGCUCUG
This is a messenger RNA of Dreissena polymorpha, 700 nucleotides long. RefSeq names its product ras-related protein R-Ras2-like. Gene Ontology annotation, molecular function: GTP binding; GDP binding; GTPase activity. The record is from RefSeq and is a predicted model, not a curated record. The coding region runs from base 42 to 644 and encodes 200 amino acids. Gene Ontology annotation, biological process: signal transduction. The transcript is spliced from 6 exons. Gene Ontology annotation, cellular component: plasma membrane. Lineage: Eukaryota; Metazoa; Mollusca; Bivalvia; Myida; Dreissenidae.